Molecule: messenger RNA, 1137 nt
Organism: Darwinula stevensoni
Lineage: Eukaryota; Metazoa; Arthropoda; Ostracoda; Podocopida; Darwinulidae
Source: the annotation of a GenBank genome assembly
AGUGUUCCAGGUGAAUCAAGAGGUUUCACAAGAUUCUCCUGCCAGCACUCUCAUGAAGAGCUUUGCCUGACAUAUUCCUGUCUCAUCCAACACUAGUAUUUUAUUAACUUUGAAAUGAGUGCUGAGCAAAAGAGCCUACCUGUGGGUGAUGUGGACUCCAUCAUUGAAGCCAGUGAGAGGGAUUGGACUGAGGUGUCUGAAGAAUAUCGCAUCCUUCAGGACAUACACCAAGAAUAUAUCACAAAGCUGGAGGAGCUGUCAGAACUGCAAGGGAGAUGUGAAAAGGAGCUGAAGCAUCAGCGAUAUAGACUUGGCCAGAUCAAGUCCAGUCUGAAAAAGGUUAAAGGAAGUGAGAGUAAUGAAAGAAGGGAGAACCUGGAGAAGGACAUUAUGCGAAGGGAGGCUCAGUUGACCAAAGUUCAAGGGAGCCUUCCUCAACCGAAUGGGAGAUAUCUUUCUGUCAUUUUAGGAUCAGUGAAUGUUUCCAUCAUUAACAGAGACCAUAAGUUCAGAUACAAGGAGGAAUACGAGAAGUUCAAGCUCACAGUGACUGUCAUUGCCCUGGUAAUUGCUACAAUAGGGCUCUUCACCAAUUACAGGGUUUUGGAUUUGGCCUUCACAUUCCUGCUGGUGUGGUAUUACUGUACAUUGACAAUUCGAGAGAGUAUCUUGAUUGUGAAUGGAUCUCGGAUCAAGGGCUGGUGGAGGACACAUCACUUCUUAUCCACAGCCAUUGCUGGAAUCCUCCUCAUCUGGCCUGAUGGAGAGCCAUAUCAACUUUUCCGCCGUCUCUUCAUGGCCUUCAAUGUCUACAUCGGCAUUGUUCAGUAUCUGCAAUACCAAUAUCAGAGGGGUUGUCUAUAUCGGCUGCACUCCCUGGGUUAUCGUCCCACAAUGGACAUCACAAUCGAAGGCUUUCAUUCCUGGAUGUGGAUGGGGCUCUCCUUUCUCCUUCCUUUCCUCUACAUUGGAUACUUCUUCCAGCUCUACCUUUCCUAUACUCUCUAUGUUUUGAGUGGACAUCCUGAGGCUCCUUGGCAGGUGAAAAAACAUUCUGGCUUCUUUAACUCUUAUACUCCUCUGUCUGCAGGAGCACUAAGAUAUAGAUAUACUCUUAUAAGACUGUAUACUGGGUGA